Molecule: messenger RNA, 313 nt
Organism: Symbiodinium sp. CCMP2456
Lineage: Eukaryota; Dinophyceae; Suessiales; Symbiodiniaceae
Source: the annotation of a GenBank genome assembly
GCACUUAAUGGACACCGGUGGCUUCUUCGUGGCCGCCUUUGAGAAACGCGCUGAACUGGCGCCUUCUGCCAAAGCUCGCAAGGAGGCGCGCUCCGCGCAGCUAAAGGCAGAGAAGGCGGAGAAGGCUGCCGCCGAGGCCGCGGCCGAGGCCGAGACAGGCGAAGGGCACAACGAAGAGCCGGCGGAGGCAGAGCCCACGCCUGCGGCCGAAAGAAAGGCGCAGGCGUUGCGGCGGAUCACGAAAGAGUACAUUCCUGUGGAGACCUCCCUGUCGGAGGGAGAAUGGCAAGGCAUCCUCGAUUUCUAUGGUCUG